Pyricularia oryzae 70-15 is the source of this 1564-nucleotide messenger RNA. RefSeq lists its product as uncharacterized. The record is from RefSeq and is a predicted model, not a curated record. Bases 84 to 1451 code for a protein of 455 amino acids. NCBI's taxonomy places the organism in Eukaryota, Fungi, Ascomycota, Sordariomycetes, Magnaporthales, Pyriculariaceae. The transcript is spliced from 2 exons.
CAACCUUCCUCACGGAGCCGACGAUUUAGCCUCCCGCGUUCAAGACAAACGCGACGGGCGCGACCGGCGAGGGCGCCAUCUUUAUGGCCAUUCAGAACCAGAAAGGCGGAGCCCUGAUCGUCUCCCCCACGGGCUCCGUGCUCUGGGCCGGCGGCAAUGGAAGCGCGACGAACCUGACCCCUGCCACCUUGAAGGGGAAGCCCGUCAUGGUGGCGUGGAACGGUACAGCCAAGGGCGCCAUCCAAGCCUACGGCUCUCUCCUCGUCUUUGACGACUCGUACGAGAUGAUCCACAACGUCUUGCUCCAAGACCCGGACUUUGGAACCGACCAGCCCUCGUACAUCGACUCGCACGAGGCCUACUUGACCGACAAGGGAACCGCCGUGGUCACCGCCGCCCUGCCCCGGGGCCCGGUGGACUUGAGCGCGGUGGGCGGCGCAAAGGAUGGCUACUUUGUCGACUGUGGCGUUUUCGAGAUCGACGUCUACACCAACAAGGUCUUGUUCAAGUGGUGGGCGUCGGAGCACCAGGAUGCGAUCCCGCAGACCGACUCGCGAGCCCUGCCGUUUGGCAGCAUCGCUGGCUGGGGCAACUCGUCCUCGCCGUGGGACCCGUACCACAUGAACAGCGUGCAGGCGGUCGACGACGGUUACAUCUUUUCUCUUCGCCACUUUUCGACCAUCUACCACCUGUCGAAGAACGGCACCGUGACGUGGCAGAUCCAUGGCACCAACAACACGGUUCAGAAGCACCAGGAUUUCACUAUGGGCCCCAACACCACCUUUAGCUGGCAGCACGACGCCCGAGUGGCCUACCAGACCAACUCGUCCCUGAUCCUCCACCUGGUCGACAACGCCAACUGGCAGGGCGGGGAGUUCAACACGUCGUACGGCGUGCAGCUCGCGGUGGACCUGCAGAAGAAGACGGUGACGGAGAUGCUCCGGCUCUCGGACGCCUUCAACCCGCAGAGCACCUACGCGGGCGGCUCGCUGUCGGCGCUGGGCAACAACGCCAACGGCCACUGGCUCAUGUCGUACGGCAUCCUGCCCGUGAUCAAGGAGUUCGACUCGGCCGGCACCUGCAUCUUCACCAUGCAGUUCGGCAGCGCGUCGUACCGCGCCUUCCGCUCCGAGUGGCACGGCUACCCCAACACCAAGCCCAAGGUCGCCGCCUGCCUGACCUCGGACCCCGUCCGCGGCCAGAUGACCCGCAUCCACGCCAGCUGGAACGGCGCCACCGAGGUCACCGGCUGGAGCCUGUUUGCCGGCCAGUCCGCCGGCAACUCGACCGGUCUGACCAAGAUGCUCGACGUCGCCAAGAUGGACUUUGAGACCGUCGCCUACGUCCAGGGCGCGCAGGCCUUUGUGCAGGUCCAGUCCAUCGGCGGUGGUAGGGCCCCUCAGGUCAACGUGGCGAGCGACGUCGUUGCUGUCAAUGGAACCUGUGCGUGAGCUUGGGGGGUUGGUAGUUGGGUUAGAACGAGUCUUGAUCAGAGUCGCAUCACACCCCGAUUAAUAUUGGAUUCGGUCUCAAUUAAUUAAUCAACUCUAAUGCAUUCAAUCAU